Orbicella faveolata is the source of this 3464-nucleotide messenger RNA. RefSeq names its product E3 ubiquitin-protein ligase TRIM45-like. The record is from RefSeq and is a predicted model, not a curated record. Gene Ontology annotation, molecular function: 2 iron, 2 sulfur cluster binding; protein binding; zinc ion binding. Lineage: Eukaryota; Metazoa; Cnidaria; Anthozoa; Scleractinia; Merulinidae.
GCUUUUGCAAUAUUUAGUGGCCUUUUAAAGUACGUUGAGGUGUAUUUCACCGCAAACGAUUUACAAUAUAAAGUUAACUAGGAGUUAACCCAACACACAGGAAGUUCUUGACAUAGCAAAGAUUUCGGAUAAGCAUAUUCUUUGUGGUUCCCAUAAAUUAGAGAGUCAAUUAGAAACGUUUUACAAUUUAUCGUUUAAAUUGUAGUAACUGAUUGUCGAGUUGGGAUUUUUGGGAAAAAUAUCAUGAUAUUAAAAUAUUUAUAAUGUAAUUUUGGCAAUGUAAUAUUUCACUUGCUGUCGAGGUAGGCGUGAUAAGUAGUUUGCGGAAACUCUAGAGUUUCGUUUUGUCUCGAUCAACUUUUAAGGAAGCCGAUUAAAAAACAUACGGCGCUUAACAAAGGCCUGCUUUUAUUUUUAUCAGCAGAAUCACCUUGACUGGUGCCACAAUGUCCAAAGCAGGCCACUCAAGAUAUGCUAAACCCCGUCGCGUUUUAUUCAAAUUAACCAUUUGUAUCCUGAAGGCUUGACAAAUUGUAGCGUAAUAUUUACAUACUCUAGAUAGCUAAUAAUGGCUACGACAACACUCAGCGACUUCCUCCUGAAUCUGAGAGGAAAGUUCACUUGCUACCACUGUAAGGGGUCGUUAAACAAUCCGAAAAUCCUGCCAUGUUUGCACGCUUUCUGCUCCGGUUGCCUGAAAAGGCUGGAGAUGGAAAACCUGGGUGCGGAACAGGCCAGAUGCCCGUUAUGCAAAGCAAUAAUCGAGCUGCCUGAAGGGGUCAAUAUUGAUAGCCUUCCUUCGCCGCUUUACCUUAGUCGGCUGCAAGAUAUGAUCCGAAUUCGAAACAACAACCCUGAGUUAGCCUGUGGUAGCUGUGAUCGUAGAGCCGUCGCCGUGUCUUACUGCUUCGACUGUAAAUGCCUCAUUUGCGUCAGCUGCGUCGAAGUUCACUCGCGGAUGAAAGUGAUGAAGUUUCACCGCGUUACCGAGCUCGGGGAGUUCUCAUCUAAAGAUCUUCCCGUGCUGAUUCAGGCGCCGCUGUCGUGUCGUCAAGAUGGACAUAAACAAGAGGCGCUGGAUCACUUCUGCAAAGAUUGCGAGAGGCAGGUUUGCGAGAAGUGCGUUAACACUUCACAUCAAGGCCACAACCUACUGGCGAUCAGCCAAGCGAGUAGAGAGAGCAAGAAGCGUAUUUUACAUGCCAUGGAUGGUUUGCAAGAUAAGAUGUUGUCCUGCCGAGACGAGAUAAAACGAGUCGAUCAGAGCUACAAAACGGUGGAAAGGAGGGUCAUUACGGCGCGGCAAGAAGUCCUGAAGAAAAUUGAGGAUCUGAUUGCUUUGUUACGAAAGCACGGCGACGAAAUGCUGUCUGAGCUUGAGAGCGUUUACAAAGAUCAACAGCUUGCUAUAAUUAAGCAGCGAAAGGAACUAGAGUUACAACUAGGGCAGCUGCAGAAAACUCACGAGUACGCCAAAGACAUGCUGGACAGGAACAUCGAGGGCGAGAUUUUAGACAUGGAACGGCCGGUGAAAAAGCGCAUUCAGCAGUUGAUUGCCAUGAAACCUAAGCCAGUGCCGAACUCACAGAAAAGCAUAAACGUGGAUUACAUCCCUGAUCAAGAAGUACUCAAGACUCUCGAGAAAUCAGAACUCGGGCGAAUCUUUGUUAGCCAUACAGAUCCCGAGAACUGUACCGCCGAGGGAGAGCAGAUGACUCAGCAGCUAACUGGAACGGGAGAGCGAAUCGAAUUCAGGAUUCAGACGAACGAUUCCGAUCACAAUCAGAGUUAUUCCGAGAAUGAUCGCGUCACAGUCCGUAUCCAAUCAACGAAAGGCACGGCUAUUCCCACGAGAAUCGAAGACAAGAAAGAUGGAAGUUAUGUUGUCAGCUACACUCCGUUAAAGACAGGCGUGUACCAGAUCGACGCAAGAGUCCGAGGCGAGCCGAUUAAAGGGAGUCCUUGUACAGUACACGUAACCACACGGGCGGAAUACCUAAAGGCUAACCGAAUGAACCUGGAAAAGGCCACGAAACCGCACCACUACAGACCUGUCGCUUCCUUCGGCUCGUCUAGUCGAGAGAGGUUCCAGAUCAAACGGCCUUGUGGGGUCGCGGUCAGCACUUUGGGCGAGGUCGUAGUUGCAGACUCGUGGAAUCGUCGGCUUCUGGUCUACUCUCAGCGAGGUAAACAGUUCGCGCAAUUUGAAAGCAGGGUUCUUGAAGGGAGCGUGGACCUAACAAAUCCAGUUGGCGUCGAUUUUGACACCGAGGGAAACAUUGUGGUGGCCGAUAGUGACAAUCAGAUGAUACAUGUUAUUGAUCGAUGUGGCGUGACCAUCAAGACUUUUGGAAGUGACGUACUCGAAUGCCCGUGGGGUGUUUGCGUGACGCGUGAGGGUAAGAUUGUCGUGUGUGACUGGGGAAGCGCUUCUGUCAAGGAAUUUUCCCAACAAGGAAAGCUCUUAAAAGAGUUCGCCAGCCGCUGGGCAGCAAAACCUUAUUAUGUUAUUCACCACAAUGACAAAUACUUCGUCACUUUUGAUAGUCACUACGUUGAAGUGUUCGGGAGCGCGGGGGACUUCAUGUACAAGGUUGGCGAAAAGGGAUCCAGCGAUGGGCAGUUAAGGGAUCCAAGAGGAAUGGCUAUAGACAGCAAAGACAAUCUGAUAGUCUGCGACAGCGGGAAUCACCGCCUUCACAUGUUCACCACAGACGGGAGGGCGUUUGCAUUUGGAACUCAGGGGAAAGAGACUGGGCAGUUUGACAAGCCACAAGAUGUUGUCGUGACAACUGAUGGUAUACUGUUCGUGACUGACUACUGUAACAAUCGUGUGCAGAUAUUACAAAAGAAUUAACAUCAUUCCACUGUACAUGAUUUUUGGGGACAAAUCUAUAGACUAGCAAAUCGUUUUUUUUUUUAGUCCGCAAAUCAAUGAAGGUUCACAGUAUUUAGUAAGUGUUGAAACCAAACACCAGCUCGUGGUUUUUCUGUCAUGUUGUUAACGGUCCAAACAUGUCACGAAAUAUUUUCAGAGUUUGUAUGAAACUCCAGCGUCCUAUAAUUUUCCGUAGUUUUCGUUAAAACAUGGCACAUGUGAUACAUAUUUACUGAUCAAAUUGAAUUGGAAUAUCUAUGCCACAAUGCGUGUAAUAUGCGCUUUUGCAUCUGUCGUUGAGAAUGAGUUGUAGUAUGUGUUGUGAGAUUUUUGAAAAACUGAAAACGCAACUCCUUGAAUCCUUUACGGCAGCAACUCUACCGACUACUUCUAAGUGUCUUGAUGAAAGCGUAGAAAUGUUUUAACAGGGUUUCCUUUAUAGUUGUGGCUCCAAGUUCCAAAGGAAAGUGUUAAAAAGGAGAUGGGUUCUGGCCCGGGGGUACUUCCUUACAUGGGUUAUAUAGGUAUGUGCGGCCCCAAAGGAUAUGGUUUUUCAGCCGUUUUGGUUAUAAAUAGGGUAUCGAUU